AUGAGUACUCCUAUGUACCCAAACACUGUUCUAGACAAGAAUGAUGAAAGCUCACCGGUCGAUCCAACAUCGUACCGUGGAAUGAUAGGAUCUCUCUUGUACCUUACUUCAUGUAGACCUGACAUUAUGUUCAGUGUUUGCCUAUGUGCCAGAUUCCAUGUAAACCCUCAACAAUCUCAUCUCAGUGCGGUUAAACGAAUAUUUAGAUACCUAAUAGGUCCUGCUAAUGUUGGUCUGUUAUAUGAGAAAGGUAGUGAUUUCAGGCUGAGUGGAUACUGUGAUGCUGACUAUGCUGGAGAUAGAGUUGAGCGAAAAAGCACCAGUGGAGGAUGUCACUUUCUAGGAAACUGUUUAGUUUCCUGGUCUAGCAAAAGACAAAGCACCAUAUCCCUAUCCACUGCUGAAGUUGAGUACGUAGCAGCUAGCUCUUGUUGCACUCAACUUCUCUGGGUCAAGCAUCAACUUGAAGACUACAACAUCCAUGAAGAUCACAUACCUUUACUAUGUGAUAACACAAGUGCUAUAAAUAUAGCGAAAAAUCCAGUUCAACACUCAAGGACAAAGCACAUUGAAAUAUAG
Lotus japonicus is the source of this 579-nucleotide messenger RNA. RefSeq names its product secreted RxLR effector protein 161-like. Bases 1 to 579 code for a protein of 192 amino acids. The transcript has a single exon. Lineage: Eukaryota; Viridiplantae; Streptophyta; Magnoliopsida; Fabales; Fabaceae. The record is from RefSeq and is a predicted model, not a curated record.